Messenger RNA from Gossypium arboreum, 2145 nucleotides. RefSeq lists its product as uncharacterized. Gene Ontology annotation, molecular function: polyubiquitin modification-dependent protein binding. NCBI's taxonomy places the organism in Eukaryota, Viridiplantae, Streptophyta, Magnoliopsida, Malvales, Malvaceae. The record is from RefSeq and is a predicted model, not a curated record. Bases 708 to 1715 code for a protein of 335 amino acids. The transcript is spliced from 4 exons. Gene Ontology annotation, cellular component: nucleus.
UAUUAUCGCAUCUUAAUGGAUCUUUUUGAUUUUUCAGAAGUUGAUAAAAGAAAAAAAUAAAGCUCCAUCAACCAACUAAUAUCAUCAUACCCACAAUCAAUUUCAAUUUCAAUUCCAUCCACCCUUCAUAACAUUCUUUUGAUUAAAUUGCAUUUCUAGCCUCUCAUCAAUCUAAUUUUUACAUUUUUAUCACACGCUAUUGCGAUUUAAUCAAUACUAUAAAUUAAUUUCUCUAAAUUCAAAAAUCUUCGAGUCAUCAUACUGGAGCUUUUUAUAGGGGUGAGCCGAUGAGUGGGUGGCAUCCAUUGUAAAAGAGGAAUGGACUAAUGAAGUCUUUGAUUUGGAGCUCAUGAGAGAUACGCCAACCAUAAAUGAUGAGUUGCUUAACACAUUGAAACUAGCUCUGCAUUGCGUUGAUUUCUCACCUGCAGCAUGUCGUGGCGAUGAUGGUGCUAAAUUUGCAGCAACAAUUGAAUAGAUUUUCUUUAUUCGUUUACAGCAUUUUAGGGUGCAAAUGUAAUACAUAUGAUUAUAGGAGAAAGGGAAAGAGGGGUUUUAACAUGUACAUUAAUGAUGCGGAUGAAUGAAGACACACAAAGCCCUGUAAGAAAGAGAACUGUUUUCUGGCAAUGUUAGAACCCACUGGACUUUCAGUUUUUAACCCAAAUUUUCAGUCGUAAGGGAAUGCAAGACCCUGUUACACGCAAAUGCCCUUUCUCUCUUCAUCGCAUCUCAGUCACCCCAUAGCCAUAACUCUCUGUUUCUCUGAGCUCUCUCACGUCAUGGGCGAUCUGGUAUUGCAGAAAAUAGCAAUUUCUGGGCCAACGCUGGCCUCAAUGAUCCAACACCUAUCAUCUUCCCCUGCCGACUUAGACGGCCUCCUUUUCGGCCACGUCACUUGCAUAGCCCCUUCUACCCUCUCCGACGAUUCCGUCCAAUCUACCCCGGAUUCACAACUCGUCGCUACUAUCUCCAGCUUCCUCUCCUUCCCUUCCCUUCUCUCCUUCUAUGACUCACUCGGCCGAGUCGACUCCUCCCGCCUCACCCUUACUAACCUUAAUCAGAAACCCCUCAUCGGCUGGUUCUCCUUUCGCCGGAAAACUCCCCUCCGCCCUUCCAUGCGAGAAUCCUCAGUCACUCGUUCCCUCCCCUCUAACCCCCAACUCUAUCUCCCAGUCCAAAACGCUAGCUCUGAAUCCCUUUUCGCUCCUUCAAUUUUCCUCCUCUUCACCACUCCUCUACAAGACCAAUUCAUCCAAACCUGCCAAUAUCGGGCGUUCCAAUUCCAAUCAUCGAACCUCUGUUUUAAUCCCCUGCCGAUCGAUAUAGUCAACAUUGGACCUGCGUUUAGAGGACAUUACGGGGCGUUUAGCCCCACCUCUGCGCUUCCCUUCUUGAACUGCGAGUUAAGAAGCUCAUCGGCGAUCAACGAAUGUAGAAAUGAGGAAAAUUUAAUUGGAAUGAAGCGAAUAGCAAAGGAUCAAUCGGAGUUGGAUAUGUGCGCUGAGGGAAUGCAAAUCGGGAGAUUGAAUCAGUUGAUUGGACCGGAAGCCGUUAAUUAUACGGCAGGAUUAGAGGAUUUGUAUGAAAAAAUGCUUUGUAAAAUCGAAAGCUUGGCCAGGCUCGUUGAAGCUAGCUCAGCUAAGGUGGUUGAACAGGAGAAUCACAAUAGAAAGCUAAGAUACAAAGUUGCUAGGUCUGCUGGAUUGGAAUAAUUGCUUCCUUUUGUUUUCUUUUCAAUAUCCUGCCAGGUUGAGUUGCCUUGUAUUCACUAAAGCUUCCUGGAUUUGAUAAAGGAGUGGACUAGACAAUAUUCUGGAGCUGAAUGACAUGUGCUUUUCAAAGGGUUUGAUAUCUCUCACCUGAAAUCAGUUUGCAAAUGCAGAAUUUUGUGUUAUUUCUGAGGCAUUACGAUUCACAUGCAUGCUAUGUUCUUCAUAUGUCACAGAAAUGCAUAAUUUAUAUAAUGUUUUAAGUUGCAAGUCAAGGUUGUUAUCAGCUUUUUCUUUUAAUAAUUAUUCAAACUAGGCUUUAGGUAUCAAAACAUUGUGUAGAAUGUAAUCAUUAUGCUCCGUUUGAUCAUUUGGAUUUGGAUUUCAAUUAUUAUGAAAAUGGUAAGAAUGAAAUGCAUAUAUUAUAGUCAAA